ACUUUGAAAGAGUUACACCUUGGGGGCCCGAGAUCGGAUGAAGCCACAGCGACGCUUUGGGUUGCACAUUUGAAAACCAAGGGGCUUCCAUACUGCAGUCUUGAGUUCGGUCUCCCUGGGAAGGUGGGGCGCUAGCCCCUUGCCAUGUUGCACGGAUCAGACGGAGCGGAAUCCCGGCUUCCCUCCGGACGCGCCUGGGGUCCAUGCCCGCGGCUCACGACCAAGAUCUCUCUGGCCCCUACGGACACGAGUUUGCGAUCCCUGAAUCACUGGGUGGGUACGUCGGAAAGACUAGGGCGCCUCAGCUCAGAGCUCGCAGUUUGAUGGAGAGGACAGGACCAGCGGGGGAGGAGGGCGGCGCGCGCAAGGGUCGACUUCUUCCCAGGGCACCGGGGACGCGAGUGCUGCGGGCGCGUGUCGAGAGGACAGCCUUGGAAGUGGGCUAAGCUUCGGCAGAGACAGACGUGAGGGGCUGCGGAGCUCGAGGGCCGGCGACCACGCUCGCCUCUGCAGCAGGUGGGCACGCCCGAAAGGGAACCUGGGGCGUCAGAACGAAAGGGAGUGACGCCGCGCUUCCCGGCCGGACAGCCUCCCGCGCAGCGCCCCGGCCGGAAGCCUUCUCGCCGCCGCUUCCUCUCCAGAAGACGCGGGGCGGGCGGUACGGCCCGCAGGGUGGCCGAGCCCGUAGCGCCAUGGCUCACGUGGGCUCCCGCAAGCGCUCGAGGAGUCGCAGCCGGUCCCGGGGGCGGGGGUCGGAAAAGAGAAAGAAGAAGAGCAGGAAGGAUGCCUCAAGGAACUGCUCGGCCUCCGAAUCCCAAGGUCGCAAGGGCAGCGCGGCCCUUGGGGCGGAGGAGAGAAGCAAGCACAAGGCCCGGAGGAGACCACGAUCCAGCUCCUCCUCCUCUUCUUCCAGUUCUUCUAGCUCUUCUUCCUCCUCGUCCUCCUCCUCUUCCUCCAGUGGUGGCCGGAAGAAGCGGGGGAAGCACAAGGACAAGAAGAGGAAGAAGAAGAAGAAGAAGAGGAGGAAGAAGCUGAAGAAGAAGGGCAAGGAGAAGGCGGAAGCACAGCAGGUGGAGGCUCUGCCGGGUCCCUCACUUGACCAGUGGCACCGAUCAGCUGGGGAGGAAGAGGAUGGCCCAGUCCUGACAGAUGAGCAGAAGUCCCGAAUCCAGGCCAUGAAGCCCAUGACCAAGGAGGAGUGGGAUGCCCGGCAGAGUGUCAUCCGCAAGGUGGUGGACCCCGAGACGGGACGCACCAGGCUUAUUAAGGGAGAUGGCGAGGUCCUAGAGGAAAUCGUAACCAAAGAUCGGCACAGAGAGAUCAACAAGCAAGCCACCCGAGGGGACGGCCUGGCCUUCCAGAUGCGAGCUGGGUUGCUUCCCUGAGGGCCCUGGCUGGCUAAGGCCUGUGGACAGUGCUGGCAGCCCAGCCUGGGCAGGCCUCAGGGUGGCAAUGGGAAGCCUGAUGGGUGCUGGUGGCCUUUCCUCCAUGGAUUGGCCUCUGGCCCAGCCCAGCCUCUUCUCAGGGGCAGGGGGUGGAGGAUGGGGUUACUGGCCUGCUCAGCACCCCCAUCUGAAAGAGCAGUGCUUCACAGCUAUUAAAGUCUCCCUGGUUUGAAACUU
Molecule: messenger RNA, 1622 nt
Organism: Sapajus apella (tufted capuchin)
Lineage: Eukaryota; Metazoa; Chordata; Mammalia; Primates; Cebidae
Gene: ARL6IP4
Product: ADP ribosylation factor like GTPase 6 interacting protein 4
Exons: 7
Source: RefSeq, a predicted model, not a curated record